UCAGACACACACACACACACACACACACACACGAUGGAGUCAAGCAGCGGGCGCUUCUCUCUCCUCGCGCCGCAUCCGGCGCUCUUCCUCCGGCCGGAUGACAGGAGUUACCCGCGCAGCCCGAAAUGCGCGCGCUGCAGGAACCACGGGGUGGUGUCCGCUUUAAAGGGUCACAAACGCUUUUGCCGUUGGCGCGACUGCGCGUGCGUCAAAUGCGCGUUGAUCGCGGAGAGGCAGCGCGUCAUGGCCGCGCAGGUGGCGCUGCGGAGACAGCAGGCGCAGGAGGAGCUGCAGAUGAUUUACCCCGCGGCAGGAGCGACCGAGGGCGGCGUGAGCGUCUCCAGAACACCGCUGAGCUCGUUUGACGCCUUCAGUCCGGACGCGUUCAAAGAAGAGAAAAGCCUAAACAAGUGCAGCAUGUUCAGUGGAUUCGUGAGUCAGGCUUUGUUCACAUCAGAAAAGAGUGACCCGUCAAACGGCAGCACGUCUCCUGGACCGGAUCGUCUCUCUGAACGCACGAGUCCACAGUCUCUGACCUCCUCGGAUCUGGAGUCCGGCAGCGAGUCGGAGAAACUGUCGGAAGCACCCGGGCGAAACCCCACUGCUGUUCUGACAAAGAUCUUCCCUCAUGUGAAGCGGGACGCUCUGGAUUUGGCUCUGAAGGCCAGUUCGGGAGACGUGGUGAAGGCCAUCGAGCUGGUGCUCAGUUCCCGGGAGGGUCAGAGUUCAAAUGGAGACGUUGUGCCUCAGUCGGAGAACCUGCUCGUCUCACGAUCAGCUGCCAUCCGCCUUUCAGACGCGCCACUGAGACACUUCAGCUCCAGAUCGGCUUUCUCUCCCCUCCACGCUUCAGCCACAAACUCUUUCAGUGCUGACAGUUUGUUGGGGUUAAACCCUCGGUUUGCCAUCGGUCCGCUGCGACUCGCCUACUCAACACCCAACUUUGUUCCACCAUAUCUGACGUCCGGAUUCGUCCCAGCGAUGUCCCUGCGGCCGCCAGCGGACCAUCCGCUUCUGCGGGACCUUCCCUACCCCAAAGAGCCCUUCAACCCCACAGUGUUUUACUCCAGCCUCGGCCACGACAAAUAACCAAAAACACAAUCUCUGCUUUCAUUAAACUACAGUGUACAGAAGUGUCAUGAAUGGAGAUAUUGCAUUUAGUUAAAAAAAAAAAAAAAAAAAACACUAGCAGCACAUGAGUGUCAUUCCACUUGGUGCCUCUACUUAGUUUAUUCAUUUGUUUUAUAUGUUGUAUAUGUUUAUGCAUAUUUGAAUGUCAAAUUUUGUUAAUAAAUCCUAAAUACAACUUUA
Ctenopharyngodon idella (grass carp) is the source of this 1311-nucleotide messenger RNA. Its product is annotated as doublesex- and mab-3-related transcription factor A1-like. The transcript is spliced from 2 exons. Gene Ontology annotation, molecular function: protein binding; RNA polymerase II cis-regulatory region sequence-specific DNA binding; DNA-binding transcription factor activity, RNA polymerase II-specific. Lineage: Eukaryota; Metazoa; Chordata; Actinopteri; Cypriniformes; Xenocyprididae. Gene Ontology annotation, cellular component: nucleus. Gene Ontology annotation, biological process: regulation of transcription by RNA polymerase II; sex differentiation. The record is from RefSeq and is a predicted model, not a curated record. Bases 34 to 1089 code for a protein of 351 amino acids.